AUGUUUGCCUCCUGCGCCCAAGCUAUCGAUGGCUUUGAGCACUCGUGUGGCAUGUCCUUGCGCGGCUACAAGGCCAAGGGCCACUUUACGCCCAAGCCGGCCGGCUUGCAUCUCGAUGCUACCAAGAGCGCAUUUGGCGCUACGGUCGCCAUUGACCCCGCGUUUGUACCGCCCCAGGCGAGACCAAAGAAACAAAAGGCGCCGUCACGCGCGCCCUCGAAUCAGUCGCGCGACCCGACCCGUCGGCCGCAGAGCGCUGCUCGCACCAAGGCUGCGCCGGUCGACUUUGUCUACGACGUGGACACACGCAAGGCGCUGCGUCAAGCGCUCGAUAAGGAGCGGAGAGAGCUCCUCCAACAAGCCCAGGAACGCGAGCGCACGCUGCGCGACGCAAAUCUCUGGCUCCACGACCGCCGCAACGACCAGGGCUCUGCCAAGGCCAAGAGCCAGCCGACCAAGACGACGACCCGACCCAAGCCCACGAGCAAAGAAUGCUGGAUAAGCAGCAGUUGCGAGGACCUUCUGCGCGCAGUCUCUGUUGCUGUCGAGAUCAAGGACGAUGCCGACGACGAAAUCACGUGGACUUCAUCGGGCACCACCAAGUCGAAGACCAAAAGGAAGCAAGGGCGGCCGUUAACGGCCAAAGGCCCGCGCAACUCGGUCGCGGAGAAUGUGCAUCGGUCGGCGCCGCAGACGCAGGCGUACCAUCGUGGCAGCUAGGUGGAUGAGGAUGCAUCGUUCGGUGUGCCAAGACGCGACGCCGUUUAAGUUAUACAUGUCCAUCAUGAUUGAUGA
Saprolegnia diclina VS20 is the source of this 795-nucleotide messenger RNA. RefSeq lists its product as hypothetical. The coding region runs from base 1 to 720 and encodes 239 amino acids. The transcript has 3 exons. NCBI's taxonomy places the organism in Eukaryota, Oomycota, Saprolegniomycetes, Saprolegniales, Saprolegniaceae. The record is from RefSeq and is a predicted model, not a curated record.